GGAUUUAAAUCGGUAGGAUUGAUUUGUCAGGUCACUGGUGUGGGAUAGGGAAGUGGAAGGUAGGUAGUCAAACGUUGCUAGGCUGGGGCACAAACAAACGGCGCUAAAAAGAACCACAGCUCCAGCUCCAAGAUACCGAUUGUAGCGCGGAAUCAAUAUGAGUUUCACAAUCGAAGAGAGAGGAAAGCGCAAUACACAGGACUACAGAGUGUUCUUCAAAAAUUCAGAAGGAAGGUAUAUUUCACCAUUCCAUGACAUACCAAUAUAUGCAGAUGAAGCUGAGAAUGUCUUCCAUGCUGUGAUUGAAGUUCCCAGAUGGACAAAUGCCAAGAUGGAGAUUGCUACCAAGGACCCGCUAAACCCUUUGAAACAGGAUGUAAAAAAGGGCCGUUUGCGCUACGUGGCUAAUGUGUUUCCACACAAAGGUUACAUCUGGAACUACGGAGCGAUUCCUCAGACAUGGGAAGAUCCGUGCCACAAAGAUGGGGACACUGGUUGUUGUGGGGACAAUGACCCCAUAGAUAUCUGUGAUAUUGGUAACAAGGUGUGCUCACGUGGAGAAGUUAUUCAAGUGAAGGUUUUGGGCACUCUGGCACUGAUCGAUGAGGGCGAGACUGAUUGGAAAGUCAUCGUAAUCAACGUGGAAGACCCUGAAGCCAAGGCCUUUGACAAUAUCGACGAUGUGAGACGCCUGAAGCCGGGCUACCUGGAAGCCACGGUGGAUUGGUUUAAACGGUACAAAGUUCCUGAUGGGAAACCUGAAAACCAGUUUGCGUUCAACGGAGAGUUCAAAGAUAAGGACUUUGCCAUUGACGUAAUCAAGAGCACCCAUGGCUUUUGGAAAGCACUUAUCUCUCAAGAGACUGAUGCCGCGGACCUGAACCGUAUGAACACCUGCCUCUCUGAUAGCCCAUUCUGCUGCUCAGAUGAUGAUGCUAAAGCUGCUGUUGAUGCAACACCCUCUUUUGAUGACGAAGAUCCCAUCCCAGCAACAGUUGACAAAUGGUACUACUAUGAGAAAAAGUAACCAUACAUGAAGACCUGAGGUGUGGACUCAAACUCCAUCUCUCUUUAGGAAGUGUACUUGAAACGGUCAUAUUUUUGUGCAUGGUACAUGAUCUCACUUAAGUUAGGAUAUGGAUAAUAAAUGAUAGACAUCAUAAUUGCAGCUCAUGAAAAAUGCCUCACUUUAUUUAAGCUUUAUUUGUGCAUAUCUCUACACAGUGUCAUAUGUGACAUUUACCACAAGAAACUUUUGUCUCCUGUGAUUUAUCACCUGUUUUUUGUCCGAGUACACCUCUGUAGGAUUUUCCAGUGUCAGGUUGUUUCAAAUUGGCAAAUGAAAAUUAAUCUGAUUUUUAUUUGCAUAACAGUUAUUAUGUUAUUGUAUAUGCAAUUCACUGCCGAGUGGACCAUCUUAAACUGUCAAAUAAAUCAAGAACUGUAUUG
This is a messenger RNA of Anguilla anguilla (European eel), 1449 nucleotides long. RefSeq names its product inorganic pyrophosphatase 1a (gene ppa1a). Gene Ontology annotation, molecular function: inorganic diphosphate phosphatase activity; magnesium ion binding. The transcript has 11 exons. Bases 158 to 1027 code for a protein of 289 amino acids. The record is from RefSeq and is a predicted model, not a curated record. Gene Ontology annotation, cellular component: cytoplasm. Lineage: Eukaryota; Metazoa; Chordata; Actinopteri; Anguilliformes; Anguillidae. Gene Ontology annotation, biological process: phosphate-containing compound metabolic process.